AUGCACUGGACAAGGGGCUGCUGCUGGCCUGCCCUUCUCUGGUGGGGGCUGAAGGCCACUUUGGGGCUGAAUGCAACACAAGGACAGCAGCCCACCUGUCGGCCAGGUUACUACUGUCCAGAGGGCAGAGAUACUGCAGUGCCGUGUCCCAGGGGAAUGUUUGGGCCGAGUUUCUGGGCUGUGGAUAUCCAAGCUUGUAUCAGCUGCCCUCCGCACCACUAUGCUCCUAGAGAGGGUUUGGCUGCAUGUUUGCCCUGUGGCUCCAAGGCACAGCAGCCUCUGCCUGGGCAAGAUAAAUGUACAUGCCUGGGAGAAGGCCAAGUCUUCCAGGCCAGUGAUGGGCAGUGCCAUUGUGCUCUAGGGUAUCGCUCUACACAGAGAGAUGCCUGCGAGCUACAGGUGUAUGAGAUCUGUAAAGACGGGAGGACACGCGAUCAGUAUGGGGAGUGUCUGGACCCCAGGCGCUGGAAACAGCUCUGCUCUCUCCAGGUGUGUGCAUCUCCUGAACAGUUUGAGGGCUAUGACGGUUCUCUCGGCCUGUGUGUGUGCAAGAACCCGCCUAAUAACGACGCAGGCAGGAGUGAGUGCGCAGGCUGGUGCAGAGGCGUCCCAGGACCAUUUCUGCGGCUGGUGUGCAGCGUAGCCACCCUUCAGCUUGUCUACACUGAGACAAACAGACAGGUGAGCACGUCAGGAGGUGCGUUGAUAUCUGUUCUCAAACACUGGGACUCCCAUGGGAGGCUGGAGUGUGACUGGCGUCUCGGCUUCUCCAGGCCUGUGUACGUGGUGCAGACUGGGGAGGCCGGCUUCUACGGGCUCCUCCAUUCCAUCCCAGCAGAAGUACGGAAGUUGAUUUUGGAGAGCGGCCAAGUAACCCAAAGCUUUGCAGAGGCCUCCGGCACACACAGCAUGGUAGAGGUGGAGUUCAGAGGAAACCAUACCCACAUGGAUGUGGAUUCUCAUUGGUCUGCUGCUUCAGCAUCAAGAGGAGUCAAGAAUGGAGGUUCUGCAGGGGUGAUGAACCCAACAGCGUGCUUGCAUCUUGAAGAUAUUCUUUUGUUCACUGUGACGCAUCAGCACUAUCCUCAGUAUGAUGCAGAGAACCUGUUCAACUCUAACACAGCUUUCGACUGGGGGCCCUUCAGACUCUUAGCACAAGAGAUAACAUUGGCUCGAUCAGCGCAAUCCCUGUUUUCCAUUAGUUUCAAUGAGCCGGGGGUCUAUGCUCUCAAACUGAGCAGCAAUCAGCACAAGCACAUGUAUGUGAAGGUUUUGCCGGCUGGUGGACAGUGCUAUGACACCGGACCCUUCUUUCCCACUGACCCCCACCACAUGACUCGCAUGGGAAUUGCUCGCCGCCGGCAGAUCUUGCUGCAGCCAGACUGGCUGGUGAUCGGAGGGCUUUUAGCCGGAGCUGUAGUCGUGCUGUGCUUGUGUGUUGUCCUACUGAUCUUGUUUAAAGAGUAUGGCUGGCCAGAGAAGCUGCCCACGCAGCCCAGAUACCGGGCUCUGCAGCUCAAGUACAACAUGGAUGACUACUCGUCGAAGGGUUCCAGGGCUGUGGCUCUGAAAAAGACACACAGAAACCUGCAGGUUGGGAUGACAGAGGACUCGAUGCAGAGAGCUGUGGUUCUCAUGUCAGAUGAAUUCUGGGACUAUGAGGAGCAGGUGGACCUGGAGGCUUUCAGUUCCAGUACCUUCUACGACAUCCUGCUCAGGCACAGUGUGUCAAUCACGGCCCGACUCGGGCAGCUCAGAGGAGAGGUGAAGCAGCUGUAUCAGGGGGUGCUGGGAAAAAUGCAAGGGCUCCACCCUGGCUGGGGGGCAGUGGCAGGGGGCAAGCUGGAGGCUCUGGAUAGGCAAGUCGAGCAAGAGAUGGCACGGAGGAAAGCCUUGGGCACUCAGCUGGCCCAACUGUUUGACAGCCAGCUGCAGAUCCUACGGGCAGAGUUAAGACCCCAGCACACCAUGCACAGGGCCUUUGCAGCGAGCCUCAGAGAAUGCCUCCGACUGCUGACGCUACUGUCUGACAACCAGGCCACUUUGUGGGACAAACAUAUCCAGCAAUGUGUUACAGAGAGAGUGGCAGUUCUGGCUGAGGAGAUGGCAGAGCUGGUGUCAGUGGAGGCACAGAGGCAAGGGGGCUGGGCUAUACUCAAACAAGCCACGGGAGCACAACUACUGUGUCCUGCCUCUGGUACAGUACUCACUAGGGAUGACAUCAUUGCACCUGAUGGCACUGUCAGGGCUUGUGAAGCUGUCCAUGUGGACCCCUGCACUGGCCUCAUCCAGCCCAACUCGAACACCCACAUGCUCCUGGCCAGUGGGCACAGCAUGCCUGUGCCUCCUGAUUUCUUUCUCCACCCGCAGACUGGACGGGUGCUGCCUGUGGCUGGGAAUGUCAGCUUUGACCCUGCCAGCUCCACCCUCGUCUACACGGCCGAUGCUUGUGUGGGUGAGGUGGGGAAGUGGGAGUCUCCUCUGCUGCCCUUCAUUCCCUACCCUCCGUCUCGCCACGCUGAGCUCCCUGGACCCUCUAAGCUGAGGGGUCUCCGUGCAGGCCAGAGGCUGGUGUUAGGGGGACCCAUGUGUGACUAUGACACUGGAGUGCUGGUGCCCAUCCUGGCAGUGACCAUCCACCCCCAGACGGGUAUGGUGUACCCGCUAGGUGGUGUCCACACAUGCCCCAUCUCACGUCUUCGGCAGCCCAUCCAGAUCGGCUGCCCCAUGCUGGACCCCCGCACAGGAAGCAUGGCACUUAUAACAGGGGUCGGUCUGGAUCCCCACAAAGGCACGGUCCUUCCCAUCGGGGGCCUCUUGUUGGGUGAAAGCUUCAUCGAGCCUCUGAGUGGCAGGCUUGUGCGGGUUGGCGGAGGCAGCAUCCGUGGGGGAAAGGUGGUGCCCCAUGCUGGGGGGUUCCAGGCUCUGGUAGACAGCCAGGCUUUGGGGGCACGGGUGCGGCUAGUGGAGCAGCUGCGGGCCUGCUGUGAAGAAUGGAGCACUGGGACUCUGGAGCUGCACAGUGAAAUGAGCAGACUGAGGGCUGCUGCCUCUGACUUGGAGCAGGCCUGGAAGAGUAGCCAGCACUGCAUGCUUCAGCUGCUUAGCCGCCUGGAAGCCCAGCAGGAGUGGGCCUGGGGGGUGGCUGAGGAUGGGGGCAGUGUAGGGGAGGUCAAGCUGCCUGGCACAGAGCUGUCUCUGCCCGCUUUGCCAGGGCUGGACUAUCCAGACCCGGGAGGUUCUGGCCUGUCUGUCCCUGUUCUCGGAGCCCAGCUGGACUGGGUGUCGGGGUGCAUGGUGCCUCUGAUUGGAACCAUGGAGGACGCAGAUGGCAAAGGGCUGGUACCCAUCCGCUUUGGGGCACGGACGGUGGACCCAGUGACUGGCAUGCUGGCUCCGGUGGUUGGAGCUCGGCUAGAUGUGUGGAAGAGGACCAUAGUCCCAAUAACUGUAUCCCAGUGUCUGACUGUGGGAGACACUAUCGACAGCGUGCUGGUGGAGGCCUUGCAGAAGGAGUGCAGUGCAAGGGGUCAAUUUUGGAGACAGCAGAGAGUGAAAGAGGAGGAUCUGGUGGCAGAUUUAGAGCGUGCCCUGAGGAACUGCCCCUAUACAGCCAUACAGGAGGAGUCAGACCGUCUUUUGUGGACAGACACAGAGAGGCAAGUGAAAGAAGCUGCAGCAGAGCUUCAGGAGGCAGCCCACACUGAGGCUCAGAGAAGAAGUGUUCAGAACUCCGAGCUCUCCCUCAUCUUGCCUGCCCAUGUCCUGCUUACUCUUACUGGAGGUGAUGAGGAAGAGUGGGAGCAGCAGAGUCACUGGCACACUGAACUAACAACUGUAUUGAACAGAGUAAGCGUUUUGAUGGCAAGGCAGCCGUGGGAGCAAGAUCGACCAACACUGGCAGAAGAGCAUCCGGACGAGAAGAUGAGACAGAAGGAGCUGUGGGACCAAUUAAAGCAGAGACAUGCUGAGCUGGACGCUGCCCUAUCCUCAGUGCACUGGACUCGUGAGCUCAGCCAGCUCUAUGCUGACACCGCGCAGGCUAUGCUGUCAGGGUCUUUUUGGUACAGGGAUUAUUUUCAGAUGCAGCCAAGAGGUGGGAGAAACCCUUUGAAAACAGCGACCAUGACUCAGCGCAAAAUACUCCCUCAGCUGGAGCGCCUCAUUCAGCUGCUGGAGGAUGGCAAACUCCCCAGCCCCUCCGCCAGUGCCCAGCGCCAGCAGAGCUCCGAACUGUCCGCAAAGCAGACAUUUGACCGGGACACAUGCUCUAGAGCGUGGACUGUGUCCAUCCCAGUGGCUAAAGCAGCGUCCACUCACUCACUAAGAGAUCAUGAAAAGACCUCUGCUGUGAGCGAGCAGAAAAACUCGAAGAUGCCCUUGUCCAGCACAUCGACCCAGAGAGGACAGGACAGCGGCCUACCUGAAAGCCAGGAUAGCCAACAUCUCAAGGAGCCUGGGUUUCCUCUGCACAUCACGGCCCCCAAAGGGGAAGGUGAGGACUGGACCAGGCUGCUGGAACUCUCACCACUCUUCCAGCUCAUCAAAGAGGUGGACCAGCAGAUCAGAACCAGAGCAUGGAAAGCAGGCCUGCUCAGCGGAGACCAAUCAGGCUCGGGGCGCCCCUUCAUUGAUUUCUUGGAUGCACAGUGGGAGUGUGAGGGAGACCUGGUUCAAGUCAGCAGGGAUACCCUCAACCCUCGUGAGGUUCUGAUCUACCAGCACGGGCAGCUUCUGCUCCAGCUGCUCCACUUGCACAAAGUGGCACCAGCAGUUAAACUACAGCUCGCCUCAAGUCUUCCAGCAAACGACUACCACUGCAAUGCCUUCCGCAAUUCCUUUUACUACCAGGAGGCAGAAGAGACUCUGUAUGUGCGCCAUCAGAGGCUGCAGUCAGUUGGGGGAUUUUCUCUGCUGAUCCUGCACUGUGCUGCUCACAUCUCCAUCAGGCAGCUGAGCGUUGACUCCACUCCUGCGUUCCAAAGGGCCUUCUUCAAGGUGUUACAAGUGUGUCUAAGUGAGCUGUUCCACACUAGAUUAGCCCCCAAUUUGUCGGAAGAGAGGGUACAAAGUGGCGUGGGCACCAACUCUGCUCUUAAUAGCCUCCUGCUGGAGAGGGUGCAGAAACCUGGCCAAAGCCAAGGGAUUCUGUCUGAGGACGACGUGGCCAGGAUGUUGCAGAAGCACAGAGAGUCUUCAGUGUUCCGGCAAGUGGAGAGCCUCCUGAGAGAUAAGAACAUAGAGGUCAGCCCAAGCGACAGCCAGCUGCCAAUCAAACACGGCACAGACGGCCAGAACACAGCUCCAGAGUGAAAUGAUGGAUCGCUCGUGAAACAUGAGCGCUUCUGCCUUUCGCUAAAUGUGACAAGGCCAACUGUCUCAUCAAAGCUACAGCAGGUUGCCUCCUGUGAGACGGAUGGUGGCAUUAAAGUCUGGUUGAUGACUUCCUUUUGGGUCAGGUAUAUUUCACUAAGUACUUUAAGUCGCAUGUAGAAUAUGUAAGUAGGAAACUAAAGCAAAACAAAGGUUGUGUGUAUGAUUUCCUUUUGACUGGUAUAUUUCAGCACCUACCAAAACAUGCACAUAUGUUUGUAUGUGUGUACAAUGUAUAAAGAGGAACAACAAGCAAAACAAAGUAUUUGUAAAUGAAUGGAGGGGAAAAUACUGCAUAUAACACUGUUUAUAACAAGUACUAAUGCUGGAUUUAAAAAGUACUAAAAGUUAUAAACCCAAAGUACUGAAAUACAUUUGCCUGUUUUACAUGCAACAAACAGCGUUAUUAUGCAAAAAAACAGUUUGACUCUAAAACAGGUAGAAUGGAAAGCAUUCUGAAGUCAUUAAUGCCUUGAAUGUAUCAGAAAACAAAGCCUUGUUUGACCCGGUGCUGAAAUGAAACUUUGACAGGUUUGACUUCUGAAUGCCCAGUAGGCAUUGCACAGAGAAUCAGCUCUAAAGACCUUGAUGUUUUAAGCAAAAGUUUUGGGAGACACUUCCCCCCCCUUUCUAGAAACCUGUUGAUUUCAAAGCAAUCAGUUUUCUUAGGACAGG
Pygocentrus nattereri (red-bellied piranha) is the source of this 6048-nucleotide messenger RNA. RefSeq lists its product as uncharacterized. NCBI's taxonomy places the organism in Eukaryota, Metazoa, Chordata, Actinopteri, Characiformes, Serrasalmidae. The transcript has 32 exons. The coding region runs from base 1 to 5313 and encodes 1770 amino acids. The record is from RefSeq and is a predicted model, not a curated record.